Electrophorus electricus (electric eel) is the source of this 1320-nucleotide messenger RNA. It is a transcript of the gene tyms, whose product is annotated as thymidylate synthetase. Gene Ontology annotation, molecular function: thymidylate synthase activity. The record is from RefSeq and is a predicted model, not a curated record. NCBI's taxonomy places the organism in Eukaryota, Metazoa, Chordata, Actinopteri, Gymnotiformes, Gymnotidae. Gene Ontology annotation, cellular component: cytosol; mitochondrion. Gene Ontology annotation, biological process: dTMP biosynthetic process.
UUGUAAACAUCCACAACGACGAAAAACGCGCGAAAAUGUCAUUUCCGUAUAGGAAAACACUCGGACGGAAAUAAACUACGUUCUUCUAACAGAGAGAUAUUUGUAGCUAUAUUUUAUAUAGUUUUAACAUAAUGCCGUCAACAUCCGAAAUUCAAACGUGCGUGUCACGUAAGGCAAGAGAAGCCGAAGGAAAGGCGCUCCGUGAAGAGAAAAAAGUAACAGUCUCCUUGUUUAUUGACGAGCACGGGUAUCUGGACCAGAUUGAAUACAUUUUGCAAAAUGGGGUAAGAAGAGGAGACCGUACAGGAACAGGAGUAAUCUCCGUGUUUGGUCUGCAGGCCAGAUAUAACCUCCGAGAUCAGUUUCCUUUGCUAACAACGAAGAGGGUUUUCUGGAAAGGUAUUUUGGAGGAGCUGCUGUGGUUCAUAAAGGGUUCAACAAAUGCCAAAGAGCUUUCGAAAAAAGGUGUGAAGAUUUGGGAUGCGAAUGGCUCACGAGAUUUCCUUGACAAGAAUGGGUUCACAGAGCGUGAGGAGGGAGACUUGGGCCCAGUGUAUGGUUUCCAGUGGAGACACUUUGGUGCUGAGUACAGUGACAUGCAUGCUGAUUAUACUGGGCAGGGCGUUGACCAAUUGCAGAAGGUCAUUGACACCAUCAAGACAAAUCCAGAGGACAGGAGGAUCAUUAUGUGUGCUUGGAAUCCUAAAGAUUUGCCCCUGAUGGCCCUGCCCCCUUGCCAUGCUUUGUGUCAGUUCUACAUCUCAGAGGGCGAGUUGUCAUGCCAGUUAUACCAGCGUUCAGGAGACAUUGGUCUGGGUGUGCCAUUCAACAUUGCUAGCUACGCCUUGCUGACGUACAUGAUUGCCCACGUCACAGGGCUCAAGCCUGGUGAUUUUGUCCAUACUCUUGGUGAUGCCCACAUCUACCUCAAUCACAUUGAGCCUCUAAAGGAACAGCUUCAGAGAGAGCCUCGCCCUUUCCCGAAACUGAAGAUAUGUGGCACUGUGGAUCGUAUCGAUGAUUUCAAAGCUGAGCAUUUUGAGAUAUGUGACUAUAAUCCUUACCCCACAAUCAAGAUGCAAAUGGCUGUUUAAACAACACUGCCGCGUGGUUUCAGUGGAUAAAGUAACAGGCUUCUGAUAUUUAAAUAUUCUAUAAUUCUCAAUUUUACUGCAGCUUUAGAAAAAUACCUGAGGUUAAAAUAUUUUUCAAUCAGAAGUCAGGUGGAAUAUUGUCAAUAUUAUAAUCUAUUGUUGUGUGAAAUGUAUUUUGUGUAAAAUAGGAAGAAAUAAAAAUCAUACCAACUUGGAAAAACCUGAA